Messenger RNA from Drosophila grimshawi, 1588 nucleotides. RefSeq lists its product as uncharacterized. NCBI's taxonomy places the organism in Eukaryota, Metazoa, Arthropoda, Insecta, Diptera, Drosophilidae. The transcript has 2 exons. Bases 182 to 1135 code for a protein of 317 amino acids. The record is from RefSeq and is a predicted model, not a curated record.
UUGCGUUUUGUGCCAGCCCAGGUAUAGAGCAUAUAGAGGCUAUGUACGCGCUUCGCGCCUGUUGCAAAAUUCAGUGCCGCUUUUUCGUUCGUGACGAAAGGAUGUACGCCCGGUUGUAGGCCCCGUAUGAAACGUACAUACAUAACAAGCAAGCAAACACACACACACACGCGCACACAAAAUGAUGUAUGUAGACAAUUUGCCAAAAAGCAGCGAAUACGACGAGCUGGCUCAGCUGCUCAAGUCUUGGAACGUCAGCGAGCUGUUGCCAUAUUUGCAAGAGGAGGCAAUCAACAUGCAGGAGCUGCAGAUGCUAAAGCGUCAUCAUCUGAACGAUCUGCUGCGCAAUUUUCGAUAUGGCACACGGAUACGGUUCGAGCAUCAUUUGGAGCGGUGGCGCCGCUGGCUGAAUGUGCCGCUGCAUGAUCCUCUGGGGGAGGAGCGUUCGUGCAGCGGCAACAGCAACAGUGUUCACUGCAACGGCUGCCGCUGCUCCGCCAUAGAAUCGCAUCACACGAAAAGCCUCUCCAAGCCCGAUUUGCUGGACGAUGCCUCCAAGCAGCUGCCCUCCGAGCCAUUUGUCUCGCUGAAUGAGAUUGGCGAUGGGUCGUCAUUCAAUGUGCCCCUGCCCCUGAGUGAUCACAGCGAGCUGGUGCACACGGAACUCGUCACGGCGGAUCUGAUCAAGCCGGAGUUGGGCGAACCGGAGGCGGGCAGUGAGGAGAGCGCCGUCACAGUGCUCGCCAUACUGCAUGCCUCACCAGCGAAGGCGCAAUCUCUGCUGGAGCGUCUCGGGCACAAUGAGCCGCUGGAUGCAGUGCAGCGACUGCUGCUCAUUCAGCUCAUCUGCAGCUACUACGAGGACAAUCGAUUGCAUUUGACGCUGCAGCGGAGUCAUCUGUUGGAGCGCGAGAUUCUGCAGCUAUUUCCCAAGGAGCAGCUGUGCUUCUAUCGCACUGAGCGACGGGGCAAGAUCUAUGUGAGAUUCACGAACAUGAAGCGGAACAAGCGCUUCGGCACCCAGCGGGAGCAGAAGCGACGCCGCGAGGAAUCGAUGGCGGCUCCAAACUCCUAUGUGUCCAAGGAGGUCACCUUUGGCGGCGAUCCCAUGUCCAGUCCCGAGAGAUCAGAUUGAUAUACUAAGCGUAGCACUUAAGUGGUUUAGUUUCUCCUUAGUCCUGCGCAUUUCAAUUACACGCAUCUAUUUGUAUAUUAUUUUAAAUGAAUGAAGUUGAGUAACUAUCCUAAUACUGCCCAUCAUAUCCAGAUCUUUAGUUAAUGGGCACAAUAAGCUAGCUGAAUUUAUCUGUAUUCCUCUAGAGAUCCUAACUUUUUUGCGUAUUCCAUAUACAUAUUUCAUUUUAUAUGUACUUGUAUUGAUUUUUUAAGUGUCUCUUUAAGUAUCAUAUCAUUUCUGUUAUUCGAAAUGAUUCUUAGAAUAUAUAUAUAUAUAUAUAUACGAUAUGUAUAUGUACACUCAACGUUUACAUUCUUUAGUAAGUAGUUUUUAGCUUUUGGAAUUAAGCCGUUAAAUAUUCUGUAGUGAUGCAAAUAUAUGAAAAUAAAAUGCAGAAAACAUUCUGAAAAA